AUGCGAAUGCCUCUGGCUCAACUGCCUCCCAAAGCGCGCGAGUUGAAUGUGCAUGGGGUUGUGUCGUGGGUUGGAAGUUGUCAGACAUCCAGUACAGGUGAGUGCUACCGACAACUGUCGGUGGUGGAUGAGACGGUGAGACAUGCCAUGUGGGACAAUGCCGCGCUGAAGGUGAUGUUGUUUUUUAAGCAGAGAGCAGCAAUGCUUGGCGAUGGCUUGAAGGUGCAUACGUGGGGGAGUGCAGGGACGUGCCUGGUAAUGGAAAGUGCUAUGGUUGCACUCAGUGACAAUCUGUACAACGGCAAACCGCAACUGAAGAAGUCCGGCAAGGCUUUCCGGUGGGUUUACUUCCCCAUGCCUACGAGGCCGAUUGCAUUUGGCGCGUCUGGCUCUGUAAUGAUGUGCCCAAGUACUGUGGUGCAAGGCCCAAGCAAGUGCAAACUUCACAGACUUUGACAAUCAGAGAGUGGGGGAAUUGGUCUUGAUGUUCCACAGAAUCAGUCCCCCGUCUGUGCCAUCUGCCGGUGGCGACUCAGCAGGCGAUGACCAGUCACAGCACACAGCGCAUCUGAUACCAACUCGUACUUCGAAAAUCCGCAGUUUUAGGCAUGAAGGCAUGACACAGUAGCUAGCUUGAUCGUACAGGUCAGU
Messenger RNA from Sphaeroforma arctica JP610, 651 nucleotides. RefSeq lists its product as hypothetical. The transcript has 3 exons. Bases 1 to 456 code for a protein of 151 amino acids. The record is from RefSeq and is a predicted model, not a curated record. NCBI's taxonomy places the organism in Eukaryota, Ichthyosporea, Ichthyophonida.